Molecule: messenger RNA, 1989 nt
Organism: Aspergillus nomiae NRRL 13137
Lineage: Eukaryota; Fungi; Ascomycota; Eurotiomycetes; Eurotiales; Aspergillaceae
Product: PEX28-32 family peroxisomal membrane protein
Exons: 3
Coding region: 1-1989 (662 amino acids)
Biological process (GO): peroxisome organization
Cellular component (GO): peroxisomal membrane
Source: RefSeq, a predicted model, not a curated record
AUGAGCCAACUGGUCGCAUAUGACGUCUCUGUUGGAUGGCAGCUCUCGCUUCACCCCGUCAUCAACGGAACCCUUAUUCCCUACUCCUCUCCCCCACAUUCUUUCUCCGCGCGAGGAGGGAAGUGUUCUUCAGAGCACUUCUGCAUAGAUGCUGAUGGCAUGGCAGACGAUAUUCCGUGGAUAGAUUCCAUGGCCCCAUCAACUUCCGCGCAGGACCAUGCUGAUUCUCAGCCCCCGACGGUCGCUGCUUUUUCUCCUACUACCAUCUCCGGCUCAUCGCUGGCAUCCCGACAGCGCUCUAGCAUUAUCGUACAUCGCAAAUCUCCUCUCCUGGUCGCGACUCCUCCACCGAUCACUCGAGCCUUAGCCUACUCCCACCCCUUUAUCUUACCAUUGAAUAAGCUAGUAGGCUUAUUGACAUGGACCACCGACGAUGCAUGGCAAAGUUUCCUCCUGGUCUCAAUCUUCUGGACGAUCGUCCUCUAUGGUGACACCAUCAUUCUGUGGGCUGGCCCGCCCCUCGUGGUGAUCGGUCUCAUUCUAGGCAUGUAUUGGAGACGCUACUCCCCCUUAUCCACCAGAUCCAUAUCCGGAGAGAAACCAGGCCAUCAGAGAGCUCCCUCGGAGAGCUCCCUGCGCCAUCAUGACAGCCUCGAUGAGAUUGUUGAAACGAUGAGGGCAUUCACGACUCGCUGUAACAUGCUCCUGGAACCGUUUCUGGAACUCACAGAUUUUUUGUCUACCCAAAGGACAGCUACAUCCGCGACCACCAGACCGGCUCUGACCACACUCUUCUUCCGAAUUCUCUUUGUAACACCUAUCUGGAUCGCCCUGACUUUGCCUCCCUUGCAUCUCAUCACCACGCGUCGUGUUAUCUUGAUCAUUGGCACCAUUAUCCUCACCUAUCAUUCCCGACCAGCGAGGGUAUCCCGCGUUAUCCUGUGGAGAUCACUAACUGUCCGCCGGAUUUGCUCAUUGAUCACCGGCCUAUCAUUCUCAUUGAACGUGGACAAGACACCGUCGGCUCGGACACAAAGCCACGGGCAUGCCGCUAGCGUUGCAACCCGUCGACGGGGAGAAUCUUCCGGUGUGCGCUUUACUUUCAUUUUAUAUGAGAACCAACGGCGCUGGCUCGGAAUUGGCUGGACCUACUCGCUGUUCCCGUCCGAGCGUGCUGCAUGGACCGAUGAGCACCUCAACAAUGUGCCAUCAAAGGAUGAAUUUGAGCUACCCGAAGUACAAAGCGGGAACGCCAAGUGGCGCUGGGUAGAAGGGGGUGAAUGGCGCAUCGAUGGCGCCGAUGAUGCGAGCGCCAAAGAUGGCGGGGGCUGGAUCUACUACGACAAUAAGUGGAACGAUGGCCGUCGAGGCCAAGAUGGCUGGGACCGAUACACUCGUCGGAGAAAGUGGUGUCGCGAUGCUGAACUCGUUGAGGUCCCAUCGACCGCCGAUUCGACGUCGGCGGAGGCAACGUCCGGCUUAACCCAGGCGCUGGAGAAGGAGAGGGAGAAGAGAAGGGGAUCCGGAACCCUUGACGCUUCAACAGUCGAUGCUGAUUCCGAGAGUCUCGCCGGGUCAACCUCCAAAGCACGGAGACGACGCUGGUUUGGGAAUUCGAAGACUGUAAGCGACAAAACCAGCAGCAUCUCCUCCUCCACACUACCAGCCUCCAACAAUAACUCGUCCGUAGAUCUCGGAAGAAUAACCCCUGCUACUAGUUCCAGCCGCCCCGGCAAAAUCGCCUCCAGGCCGAUUAGCAUUCCGUCCUCGCAGAAGCUGUCGUCCAGCUACUCCAGCGGGAGCGGCAGUUUGGGUCGGGAAGGAAGCGUCCAUGGCAGUGCAGCCCAUAGCGAUAAGAGUGCACGAGACAAGGAGAUCGCACACUCGCAAGACCGCUUGGAUCGCUGGGGUUCACGCGCUGCAGGGGGCAUUGAGAGGGCAGAGCGGGAGAUGGGGUUAGGUGACGAAGUCAAUAUGGGGUUAAGUUAG